Molecule: messenger RNA, 5603 nt
Organism: Asparagus officinalis (garden asparagus)
Lineage: Eukaryota; Viridiplantae; Streptophyta; Magnoliopsida; Asparagales; Asparagaceae
Product: sister chromatid cohesion protein PDS5 homolog A
Biological process (GO): DNA repair; mitotic sister chromatid cohesion
Cellular component (GO): nucleus; chromatin
Source: RefSeq, a predicted model, not a curated record
GAACUCCGAACUCCACAUAGUAUCCACGGGUUCCCUUCAAAUCCGCUCUUUCAAAACCCUGAUCCCUUUUAUUUCUCUCUCCCCCCUCUCUCCAAACAAAAGAGCCCUUUCAGCUCUCCCAAACUCUUCUAUUUUCGUUUCGUCUUCACGAAUUCCUUCGAAAUUUUCCACGGAUUCGAUACUGACGGCGGAUUAUGGCGCUGCAGCAGCAGCAGCAGCAGCUCAGAGACGUCGGAGGGAAGCUUGGGAGCCCUCCUGCUUCCAAAGACGCACUGAUUAAGCUUUUGAAACAAGCUGCAAAUUGUCUCUCUGAGAUAGAGCAGUCUCCAUUGCCUUCAAUGUUAGAUGCGAUGAAGCCUUGUAUUAAUGCUGUUGCAAAACAAGGGUUGCUGAAGCAUCAAGACAGGGAUGUCAAAGUUCUGUUAGCAACAUGCAUUUGUGAAAUCACGAGGAUAACUGCACCAGAAGCUCCUUUCAGCGAUGAUGUUCUAAGGGACAUUUUUCAUUUGAUUGUAAGCACGUUUAGUGGAUUAAGUGAUAUUAACAGUCCAUCAUUUGGAAGGAGGGUUGUUAUUUUGGAGUCAUUUGCAAGAUACAGAUCAUAUGUCGUGAUGUUGGAUCUCGAAUGCGAUGAUCUUAUUAGCGAAAUGUUCAGUACAUUUUUUGCUGUUAUUAGUGAUGAUCAUCCAAAAAAUGUCCUUGCGUCAAUGCAAAAGAUCAUGGUCCUUAUUCUUGAUGAGAGUGAAGAUAUACACGAUAAUCUGUUGAGUACCAUACUGUCACCUUUAGGUCGAAAGAGAACUGAUUUUUCUCUGGCUGCGAGGAGGCUUGCUAUGGAUGUUAUUAAAGAGUGUGCUGGAAGUCUUGAACCUUGCAUAAAACAGUUUCUUGUAUCAUCGUUAUCGGGUGAUAGCACCUCUGUAGAUAACACAAUUGAUUAUCAUGAAGUCAUUUAUGAUGUUUAUCAGAGUGCUCCGCAGAUCCUUUAUGGAAUCGUUCCAUACAUUACGGGAGAGUUGUUGGCAGAUGCAUUAGAUGUCCGACUAAAAGCAGUACAACUUCUUGGUGAACUCUUUGCUUUACCAGGACUUCCUAUAUCUGAAUCUUUUCAGCCACUAUUCUCUGAAUUUCUGAAAAGGUUGACUGACAGAGCUGUAGAAGUUCGUAUUUCUGUUAUUGGCCACUUGAAGAAUUGUCUGAUUUCAAAUCCUUCCCGACCUGAGGCUCCUUCAAUCAUUAAGGCUCUCAGCGACCGUUUGUUGGACUAUAAUGAAAAUGUUCGGGAACAAGUUGUUGAUGCAAUAUGCGACAAUGCCUGCCAUUCGUUGAAAAUUGUUCCAGCUGAGACUAUUAGGCUAGUGGCGGAGCGCCUUCGAGAUAAAUCUCUAUCUGUAAAAAGAUUCACUAUGGAGAAGCUGGCCGAUCUAUACAGAUUUUAUUGCUUGAAGAGCGCUGGUGGUUCAACCAGUGUUGAUGAACUUGAGUGGAUUCCUGGGAGGAUAUUGAGAUGCUUAUAUGACAAAGAUUUCAGACCUGAAGGGAUUGAACUUAUAUUAUCUGGUUUUCUGUUUCCACCUGAAUUCUCAAUCAACAAUAGACUAAAACAUUGGGCAACAGCAUUUUUGGUGUUUGACAAAGUAGAAGUGAAGGCCCUUGAGCAGGUUCUUGUGCAGAAGCAAAGGUUACAGCAAGAAUUCCAGAAGUAUCUGUCUCUUAGACAGACAUACCAGGAAAAUGCCCCUGAACUUCAAAAAAGGGUUUCUGUUUGCUUUCGGAAUAUGUCUCGGUUAUUCAGUGAAUCUACAAAGGCUGAGGAGGGUUUUCAGAUUCUCAAUCAAUUGAAAGAUGUGAAUAUAUGGAAAAUGUUGACAACUCUCCUUGAUCCUUGCACUAGUUUUCAUCAAGCAUGGUCACGUCGGGAUGACUUGCUUAAGAUACUUGGAGAUAAACACCCACUUCAUGAUUUUAUGGGCAUGCUUUCAACAAAAUGCUCAUAUCUUCUCUUCAACAAGGACUAUGUCAAGGAAAUAAUUACGGUGGCUUCUGCACAAAAGUCUGCUGGAGAUGUUCAGUUUAUAUCAUCGUGCAUGAGUCUACUUGCGAUAAUUGCGUGUUUUUCUCCUCAUCUAUUGGCUGGAUUUGAAGAGAAUCUAGUUAAUCUUCUUAAAGAGGACAAUGAAAUAAUUAAAGAAGGUGUGGCUCAUGUUUUGUCAAAGGCUGGAGGAACCAUUCGUGAACAGCUGGCGACUACAUCAAGUUCAGUUGACCUAUUAUUAGAAAGACUGUGUCUAGAGGGCACUCGGAAGCAGGCUAAGUACUCUGUGCAUGCACUGGGAGCUAUUACCAAGGAUGACGGUCUCAAGUCACUCUCCGUUCUCUACAAGAGGCUAGUGGAUAUAUUGGAAGAGAGAACACAUACACAUUUGCCAGCCAUAUUGCAGUCACUUGGAUGCAUAGCACAAAUUGCCACACCAAUUUUUGAGACUAGGGAGGAUGAAAUUUUUGGUUUCAUAAAGCACAAAAUUCUGGAAUGCAGUAAUAAGGUAAAAGAAGUUCCUAUGAAGAAAUUUGAAUCGAACAGGACUGAACUUUGUUUGUUAAAGAUAUUUGGCAUCAAAACAUUGGUGAAAAGCUACUUACCUGUCAGAGAUGCUCAUCAGCGACCAGGGAUUGAAAGGGUUAUGGAAAUCCUGAAAAACAUUCUUUCUUUCGGUGACAUUUCAGAAGAUAUGGAAUCAAGUGCUGUAGACAAGGCGCAUAUGCGACUAGCUUCAGCUAAAGCUGUUCUUCGGUUGUCAAGACAAUGGGACCAUAAAAUACCUAUUGAUGUAUUCUAUAUGACCCUGAGAAUUUCAGAGGACACUUAUGCUCAGUCUAGGAAAGUCUUCAUCAGCAAAGUGCAGAGAUAUAUUAAAGAACGACUCUUGGAUGCAAAGUAUGCUUGUGCCUUCUUGUUAAACAUCAACCAAUUCCGCUCACCUGAAUAUACAGAGGGGAAACAUAAUCUACUUGAAAUAAUUCAAGUUUGUCAGCAAGCUAAGGUGCGACAGCUUUCUAUGCAAAGUGAUGGAAACUCAACGGUAGCUUAUCCAGAAUGUAUUCUUGUAUAUUUGGUCCAUGCUCUCGCACACCAUCCUUCCUUUCCUAGUAUUGAUGAGCGCAGAGAUCUUAAAGUAUUUGAACCAUUUUACUGGCGUCUGCAUCUCUUGUUGUCUUUACUGUUACAUGGGGAUGAAGGUGGACAAUUUGGAGGCGAUCCCAGCAAGAGGGAGAACUAUAUAAAAGUAGUAUCUAUCUUCCAUAGCAUUAAGUGCUCAGAAGAUGCGGUUGACAGUGCAAAGUCAAAGGUUUCAUAUGCUAUAUGUGAUCUGGGCCUAUCAAUGGCAAAAAGACUAGUCAAUGACCAGUCUGAUAUUUCAGGAAUGGCUACUUCACUAACUCUUCCGCCUAAUCUGUAUAAGCCUGUUAAGGAGGGUGAAAAGUCUGCGGGCAACGAUGAUCAGUCUUGGUUGGGGAAUGAGAGUGUCCUAGCCCAUUUUGAAGCACUUAAGCUCGAGGAUAAAGAACCGAGCGUAUCAGGUGCAGACAAGGAUGAAAUGAUCUUAGAAGAGAAAGAUGCAGAUGGUAAUGAAAUGCCAUUAGGGAAGUUGAUGAAACUUCUUAAGUCACAAGGAGUGAAAAAAAAGAAAAGGUUGAAAAGGCAAGCUUCACCUUCUGAAACAAAAAAGCCAGAAAAUGAUUUUGAUGUCUUAGGAGUAGUAAGGGAAAUAAACCUGGACAACAUGAAAAGUGAAAAGAGCAGGCAAAUAGGUGAGUUAACCAAAGACAAUGACUCUUCAGAAAGUCAACGUAUGAGUAUAGAUAAUGACGAGGAGGGAGCUUCAGUAUCUCGUAAACGGAAGGAAACCAAUGGCAUUGCUUUGCUCAACGCGCCGACUCCAAAGCGCAAAAGGUCAGCUAAAGUGCAGAGGUCUCCAUCUAAAAGCGCCAAAGGCGAGAAUGGAAGCAGAGUUCUAUCCUAUUCACGUGCUAAUAAUGUGGACAAGAAGAAGGGCUUAUCCUCUGCGCAAAAGUUGUUGAUGGAGGAUGUUGAAUCUUCCAAUCCAGACUUGUUGGUUUCGCACUUGCCAACAAUCAAAAGCACUUCAAGUAGGAAUUAUGUUGAACCAAAGACCAAAGAAGCUAUCAUAAAAAAUGAAGAGAAAUCAGCCAUCUUAGGAGUCACUGAUAAGGAAAUUGGAAGCUCAGAAAGCUCUAAGGGUUCUCUUAAGAAGAGAAAAGUCAGAAGCAUUUCUGGUUUGGAAAAGUGUUCCUCACAUGGGAUUCUAUUGAACAAUGAAGAGCUUGUUGGAUCCAGAAUAAAAGUUUGGUGGCCACUGGACAAAGCGUUUUAUGAGGGUGUCGUGCAAUCUUAUGAUCCAGGGAAGAAGAAAUAUAUGAUAUUGUAUGAUGAUGGAGAUGUAGAAGUCCUCAACUUAAACAAGGAGAAAUGGGAACCUAUCGCCAACUCUGACAUUCCCAAAAAGCAACAAAAUUUCCAACAAUCACCAUCACAUAAAGAAAUGCCAUUUCAGAAGAUAAACAAGAAAAGUAGCUCAUCCAGUUCUAGAAAGAAAGUGAAUUCUGCAAAGAAGGGGCGAAGAAAACCUGCUCUGAAAAAGCGCACAGAACUUAACUGUAGAAAGGCAUCAAAAAAUGAGAGUCAUACAGAUGGAAGUGAUGCUGAAGGCAAGGGCGAUUCUGAUUUAGUAGAUGCUCAUUUUCAUUCUGGCUCCGAGGUUGAUGAUGUCAGUUCAGAUCGAGGUCACAAGGGGAAUACUCCUUUAGAAGCUGAAGAUAAGACUACAGUGAAAUCAGUACAGUCAUUGGAGGAACCAUUGCAUGAAGAAAAAUCAGAUCCAACCAGGACACAUGUUGAGGAAAAUUCUGAUGAUGAGCCUCCUAGUAAAUAGAAGAUGUGUGCUGGGGAAGAAGUAUGGAGCUUCAAUGUUUAUCCGCUAGCAUGAUCUCCCUUUACAACAUGAGCUUGAAUGCGGGUCUGAUGAUCUGUUCAUUGCCGAUUUCAUGUGUGCUUGAGUGAAUCCAUUGUAAAUGCAGUGGCAAUGACAAACUGUUUUCUGAAGCAGUCUACAUCUUUAUUGUCAGCUGACAUGACGUUUGUAGCUUGUAUGCUUAGAUUUUUAGGAUUACUGUAAGUUCGUGAUGGUGGCAGAAGUUUUUCUUUUCUCUUAGCUUUUUUACUUUUCUCAGGUAGAGUAUAUGUGAAUUUCAUUGGUGUAUUCAACUGUAUGUUCGUGUAUUCAUGAUUCUUUGUGCACCUGGGUCCAUGUCAAAGUUGGCAUCAGUAACUUAGGCGUACUGGAGUAUGAACUGCCUUUGAGCCAGAGCUAUGACUCGUCUUAUUGCCAGAUGCUUCUUUGGCAGCUGACUUCAUUUGUUGAUAAACUAGCACCCCAUGGGCCGUCCUUGUAAUUUGUAACAUGCUUGUUAAUGGUCGUGUCUGAUUUGACUAGAAAAUGAUAAUGGGUUAAUAUAACUGGGGAAUAAGUUGAUGUUGCUAACCCUUUUAAAUAUCAGAUAAUUUGUAGCUGCUGGAGUUAUUU